AUGAGUGAACUCGAUACCCAGGUCAAAACGCCCUCCGAUGAGCUCGAUAUCGAGAAAGAGGCUUUCGACUCGCAGGAGCCCAUCGUCGUCGCAUUCGACGUGGACGACCCAUACAACCCAAAGAAUUGGUCUCGGGCAAAACGAUGGUACCUGACAUUCGUCGCAGGCGUGCUCGGAUUCAACGCCGCUUUCGCGUCUUCCGCACCCUCAGGAAUGUCGUCCAAGCUCAUGGAAGCCUUCAACAUCUCCGAAGAGCUUGCUACGCUCACCAUUUCGCUCUUUAUAUUUGGUUACUGCGUUGGGCCGCUCUUCUGGGGUCCGCUCUCUGAACAGUGCUUUCAAAUCGGCUGUGCGCUCGCACCGAACGCGACAGCGCUCAUGCUCUUCCGCCUGCUGGGUGGCAUGUUUGCCGCGGCGCCAAUGUCGAACAGCGGCGCACUCAUAUCCGACAUGUAA
Molecule: messenger RNA, 456 nt
Organism: Fibroporia radiculosa
Lineage: Eukaryota; Fungi; Basidiomycota; Agaricomycetes; Polyporales; Fibroporiaceae
Exons: 5
Coding region: 1-456 (151 amino acids)
Biological process (GO): transmembrane transport
Molecular function (GO): transmembrane transporter activity
Source: RefSeq, a predicted model, not a curated record